Elephantulus edwardii (Cape elephant shrew) is the source of this 1725-nucleotide messenger RNA. RefSeq names its product amyloid beta (A4) precursor protein-binding, family A, member 3 (gene APBA3). Lineage: Eukaryota; Metazoa; Chordata; Mammalia; Macroscelidea; Macroscelididae. Gene Ontology annotation, biological process: chemical synaptic transmission. Gene Ontology annotation, cellular component: plasma membrane; dendritic spine; cytoplasm. The transcript is spliced from 10 exons. Gene Ontology annotation, molecular function: protein binding; amyloid-beta binding. The coding region runs from base 1 to 1725 and encodes 574 amino acids. The record is from RefSeq and is a predicted model, not a curated record.
AUGGAGUUCUUGACAGUCACCCCCGUUUCUUCGGGGCCUCCAGCCAUGGACUUGGAAGAGCCAGGGGUCACUCUGGCACCCUCUCAGGACCUGGCUCCCAUCUCCCAGUGGGACCCGGAGACGGGAGCCCCCAGCAGUCUGAGCCAGAUGGAUUUUGAUGAGCCGAGAAUCCAGAACCUGGUGCAACAGUUUGAAGCUUUGCCGGGUGACCUGGGGGGUCUGUCUGCAGAGGGUCCUCCCUGCCCCCUGCACAUCGCCACCGGUCAUGGACUGGCCUCUGGGGACCUUGCAGAUGCCCACGGGCUCUUGUCCGCCGAGGCUGGACGCGACGACUUGCUGAACCUUUUGCGCUGUGAUGAGUGUCCACCUUCCCAGCCUUGUCCCCAGGAGUCUCCGGGGCUGCUGCAGCCCCCCGAGGACACAGACGAGGACACAAGCCUUCCGGAAUGGGCAGAGGGAGCCUGUGCCGGGCAGGAUGGCAGUCGGAGCUCAGGAAGCUCUCCGGAGCUCUGGCUGGAGACAUCGCCUCUGGUCAGGCCUGAGGAGACGCCUGCCAGCGCCCAGAGCCCCAAGACCCAAGCCUCAUACCCUGCCCCCCAGGAGGUACCCGGUCCCUGUGACCACGAAGACCUCCUAGAUGGUGUCAUCUUUGGAGCCAAGUACUUGGGCUCCACCCAGCUGGUGUCCGAGCGGAACCCGCCCCCCAGCACCCGCAUGGCCCAGGCCCAGGAGGCGGUGGACCGCGUCAAGGCCCCCGCGGGGGAGACGCAGCCCAUGACGGAGGUGGACCUCUUCAUCUCCACCAAGCGGAUCAAGGUUCUGACUGCUGACUCCCAGGAGGCCAUGAUGGACCACGCGCUGCAGACCAUCUCGUACAUCGCCGACAUCGGCAGCGUGCUGGUGCUGAUGGCCCGGCGGCGGCAGGCCCGGAGACCCGCACCCCAGGACCGCGACCACCCGCCCUGCAGGAUGCUCUGCCACGUCUUCCACUCCGAGGACGCCCAGCUCAUCGCGCAGGCCAUUGGCCAGGCCUUUGCCGUGGCCUACAGCCAGUUCCUGCGGGAGAGCGGCAUUGAGCCUGGCCAGGCAGCCGCCCGGCUCAGCCAGGCCACCCAGGGGCCCAGCCAUCUCCACAACGGGGACCUUGACCACUUCUCCAACAGCGAGAACUGCCGAGAGGUGUGCAUCACGAAGCGGCCAGGUGAGGGCCUGGGAGUGGCCCUGGUGGAGUCGGGCUGGGGCUCCCUACUGCCCACAGCCGUCAUUGCCAACCUGCAGCACGGGGGCCCCGCCGAGCGUUCAGGGGCCCUUAGCAUCGGGGACCGCCUCACUGCCAUCAAUGGGGCCAGCCUGGUGGGGCUGCCCCUGACCGCCUGCCAGGCCGCCGUCCGCGAAGUGAAGCCACAGACAUCUGUGACCCUCAGCAUUGUCCACUGUCCCCCGGUCACCACCGCCAUCAUCCGCCGGCCCCACGCCCGUGAGCAGCUGGGCUUCUGCGUGGAGAAUGGCAUUAUCUGCAGUCUGCUGCGGGGUGGCAUCGCCGAGCGUGGGGGCGUCCGCGUGGGUCACCGUAUCAUUGAGAUCAACGGGCAGAGCGUGGUGGCCGUGCCGCACGCCCGCGUCAUCGAGCUGCUCACGGAGGCCCACAAUGAGGUCCACAUCAAGACGAUGCCGGCCGCCACCUACCGCCUGCUUACCGGCCAGGAGCAGCCCGUGUACCUGUGA